Molecule: messenger RNA, 648 nt
Organism: Meloidogyne enterolobii
Lineage: Eukaryota; Metazoa; Nematoda; Chromadorea; Rhabditida; Meloidogynidae
Source: the annotation of a GenBank genome assembly
UUUUCCGAGACAUGCCUUUACAGGCCUUUUCAGUCUCUAAGAGUCUCCUCACUCAAUCAACACUCUGUCCCUUCAAAGCAUAAAAAUAAUAAAAAUCCUAACAGCUUUACCAAUCCAUCAAAUCCUUUAAAAGAUAUUUUUCACAUUCUUAUUUACCAGAAAGCAUCAGUUGUUCACACAAACAUGAUCUUCAAUAAACCUUUCCUAGGAAUUGAGUGAUCCAUUACAUAAACAUUUUUCUUAUUACCACCCAAUCCAAAAAAUUUUCUCUUUUAAAGUUGGCUAUCUAACGAUUUUACUAAUUUUAUAGUGAAUUAUUAUUCCAUUUUGUUUAGUGUGGGACUACAAACCGGGCUCCUGUUAAUGAAAGGUUUUUUGAAUUCGAUAAGAAUACUGUUGAAACCCUUAACAUUUGACAAACCAACUCAAGACCACUCGGGAUACAACACUAAUUUAGUUUCCGAUGCCUCCCCUAUGGUAUGGUUCGACUACAACUCCACUAUGACCUUCCUCGUUUCCCCAGAGAAGCCCCCAAUUUGUAGGUCUCCCAAUACCAUUAAGGUUGUAUUCCGCCCUCUUCCUCCGUGCCCUUCCUAUCCUCGUUGGGACACCACUCUAGUUUGUGGACUACUCGGGACGUACCGUUGA